Messenger RNA from Lachnellula hyalina, 2214 nucleotides. RefSeq lists its product as uncharacterized. Gene Ontology annotation, biological process: endoplasmic reticulum unfolded protein response. Gene Ontology annotation, molecular function: protein binding. The record is from RefSeq and is a predicted model, not a curated record. The coding region runs from base 1 to 2214 and encodes 737 amino acids. The transcript has 2 exons. NCBI's taxonomy places the organism in Eukaryota, Fungi, Ascomycota, Leotiomycetes, Helotiales, Lachnaceae.
AUGUCUCAACUCUCUGCCGUACCAGCUGGCAAUGAAGCUUCAACAAGAGAUAGGGAGCAGCCAAACCCUCUGUCCUUCACGCUCAUCGUUGUUUCCCCGUCAGUUGGAGUCAGCAGCCCUCUCACCUUUGCUUCUCUCCCCGCAACUACGACCGUCCGGCAGCUCAAAGCCAAGAUUCGAGACUCUACCCCUUCAAAACCUUCGAAUGAUCGCCAAAGGCUGAUCUAUCGCGGUCGGUUGCUUGGUCGAGAAGCGGAGACUAUGCUGGAAGUAUUCGGCCAGGAAACUCUCGGGAACUCGGAAUCACAGACCAUACAUCUUGUCCUACGAGAUGUAGACGAUCCAACACCGCCUAGCCAAGCCAAUCCUAUAGCACCUGCUCAAGGCAUGCAAGCACAACAACCCCGUCCUUCACCCCAGCAGGCUCAACAGUAUCAUCAAGUCCUCCACCAGGCCGAACAAUAUCAUAAUAUUAUGACCCAGAGACUGCUACAGCUCCAACACGAGACACAACGCUUGCAGAGGGAGAUGGGCGCGAUUGAACAACGACAUCGUGCCGCGCAGGCAGCUGUAACUGACGGCAUAGCUAAUGGCGAACAUGCGGCGCCAAUUGCCCACCCUCUACCAGUUCCGCAAGCCUUUUCAGCAAACCUACCAUUCGGUUAUAGGCCGCCCCAAGCCAUUCCACCCGCCGUGCAGAAUCUGAUAGCGCAGCAGCAACGAGAUCGAGCUGCAGAAGGUAGGGUUGGAGUUCAAGAUGCUACAGGCAACAGAGCUACUAGCCCUACACAGACUGCAUCUGGUAGAGCAAGUCCUAGCGUUCGUCGACCUGAUCACACCACGACCUAUACCCGUGAAGGUAUUGGUCCCAAUGGAGAAAGGUGGCAUAUGACUGUGAAUGAGACAACUACGACACUUCCAAUUCCCCAGCCUCACUUGCAUUCGACAGGCCACCAUCAACACCCCCCUCUAAACCCUGGUCCUGAUAUCCAGGCAGUUUUACGAAAUGCAGACCGGUACUUAUCGGCCCAGAACAAUAUGAUGGGAAGUGCUUCCAAUCCCGAAGCCUCAACUUUUACACAAGCUGGCCCAUCCAAUAUAGGCCCAGCAGCUGCGCUGCCAGGCAUGCCGGGAUCAAGUACUACUCCUCUCACAACCAAUGGCUCUCCUUCCGCGUCUACGAUCGUGAACCCACCUACGCAAGCAAUCACUCAAGGUUCCAGCACUAAUGUUACUUCUACUUCCACCGAGCCAACGGUAUACCUCGUGUCGUCGCCCCAAGGACCUCGAGCACUUCUAGUGAGCAAUUCAGAGACGUUCUUCACGCCUAGACAACAUUCAAGACGCCACAGAAUGGACUUUGCUGCUACGAAUCAAGAACAGGCUCAGGUAGGAGAAACGUUCGGCCUUCCAGAAUAUCGUAACAGACCGGCAGAUCGACCUCGACGCAAUCGACGUGUUCAAAUCGACCAAGCUGAACAAAUAAAUGGUGGUCAUGCCAAUCCUCCCCAAGGAGUCAUUGGCGUCCGAGUUUGGCAAGCUGUUUGGACGUUGAUCCGAUUUAUUGGAAUGCUCUGGCUUUUUUCGGGCCAUAGCAGCUGGACACGUUGGUUCCUGAUCGGCGGAGUCAGCUUUAUUAUUUUUCUCUUUAAUGUUGGGGCCUUGAAUGGUACGGCCUUGAACGAGCUAUUUCGCCCUAUCAUACGUUAUUUUGAGAAUAGACUUCCAAUGGCUGGACCCGAGGCCGCCUUGGUUCCUGCGGUGAAUGCAGCAAUACCACAACCCGAAGCAGCGCCAAUCCUUCCUGCCGGAAAUGAACAGACUCCGACCACCACAGAUGGCGAGCCCGAGCCCGAUCCAGCUCAAGCCGCCGAAAGAUUGGUUCGACAACAUAGGGAGGCUAACGGAGGCUGGGUUAUGUCUCAGGUUCGACGUGUCGAACAUGCGUUACUUUUGUUUUUUGCGAGCUUGGUGCCAGGUGUCGGCGAACGACAUAUCGCCCACAGGGAGGCAGAAGCGAAUGCCGCCGAAGCAGAGAGACAACGUCGUAUCGCGGCUGCCGAAGCUAUUGCUGCCGCAGCAGAAAACCCAGAAGGUACGGAAGAAGUAACCAGGGCUGAAGGCGAGAAUACGGGGGAGAAUCAACAAGGUCCAGAGAACCAGCCUCAAGGUGAGCAGGCGCCGGCAGCACCUGUACCCUUGAUUGAGGUCUAA